UUGUCUUACGUUUUGUUAUACAAGUCUCUCUUUCUCUCUCUCUCUCUCUCUCUCUCUCUCUCUAAUUAUACACAUCUAAUUCAAAUUAAUGCAGAAUAAUAAAUCGAAAUAAAAAAAGAACGCAAGAUAGAUUUGCUCGAACAAACGUUAACUUGAUGAGAAAUCAAUGUUAAAUUCUGGUACAAUUAAAAUGUAAUAAUUUUCCAAGUAUUAUGUAAUGAAGUAAAGAACGGGAACGUUCUAACGUGAAGGAGUAACCUUUAGUUUAUUAAUGUUUGCACGCGACAAAAUGGCGCGGUGAGCGUGGGUGUCGCAUGGAUAUCAUGCGCGUUUUUGUUCCAUUCGCGAUCUACGAAGCCGACGCUUCAAGUUCAAGCUCAAAGGAAGAGUCGAUGAUGCGUUUAAUGUAACGACAUAUGUAACACACAUGUUGUGUCCAUUGGGUAACCAUAGCAAUUCCGAAAGCCUCGACAUUCCACCGCUCGACCGUUUUCACCCCCGCGGCGAGUGAAAUCUUCGCCCCCGAAGGCGAAGGUAAUGCACACGUACACCUUCGCGGAAUGUGUACGACCACGUAGAUAAGGGACACUAACGGGGUGAUACGUGUGCGAUAUAUACAAGUAUUGCUUCUGUCCUUUGGUCAGUACAUCUCAUACUACCGUCGCGAAAGAACUAUUCAAUCGAGGACGAUUCGUCCGUACAAUCUUGUUCUCCAACAGUUUGAGAAACGGAAAAAAAAAUACAACAUACGCCUGCAUAAACUUCACCAUUCAAUCUCGCUUCGCUUCUGUUCGUUUUAAUUCCGAACUUAUUAACAAUCCAGUUGUCUGUUAUGAUCAGCGUUAAUUGUUUAACGUGGUAACAGUAAAUAAAACUUUAAUUUAAAAUAUUAAAUUUUCUUGAAAAAUAUUGUUAAAACUCAAAGAUCAAAUUGAAGAAAUGAAGACGGAUAGAUAGCAAUGAGUGGACGAUUAAUUCAAAUGUGAAUUUGAAAAGUAACAAAUAUAAUACUCUGUGAUAUAUCGUGGAAUUAAAACGUGCUAACGAUUCAACAUGUUUCGCCAUGAAAAAACACUCUCGAAACGAUUAACUGAACGAGGCUUCUUCGAAGUAUCUUCGCUUGUACCUCCAUAAGGAUAUCCCGAGAGAACAUCCCGAGUAUAAACAGCUGACCGCUGCAGCGGUCUUCUUCGAGCAAGAUUGAUUCGCUCCAUCCAUAAUUAAAUGACUGUCCAACCAAUGCGAGGUCACCGUCGCGAUUAUUCAAGCUGUCGACACCGAUCAAUGCUCGUUUUCUUACGAUUAACUAUCAGACGCGAUCAAGAAAGCUCGGCGAAAGUGUCUGGUAGCAUUUCGAUAGAUAUCUAAAUAUCUGUUGAAGAGAAAGAUCGAAUUCCCGAGAUGAUUUUUCUAAGAGAUAAAUAAUUCUUCUGGACUUGCCCCGCGCAGAUCGAUGAAUAAUCGUUGGAACAGUCACCGUGAAAAAUCGUCUCCAAGAGAAAGAAUGUUACCGGACCAAUCGAUGCUCCGAAUACUGGCCAUCGAAAGUCUUCCGAUCUUCACGAACGUACGUUAAAAGAAAUAUGAAGAAAGAGAGAGAAAGAGAGAGAGAGAACAACAUGGACGAUAACAAGCUGCAAGUAGACGAUGACAGCCAGGUAUACUUAGCACCGUUCCAAAAAUCGGUUUUGCAUCCCGCGCAUGUGAGAAUAUUUCUCAUACAAAAUCACACUGGAAGGCGUGGUAGUUGGGGCACUUUUCUUCAUCCUGACGAUAAUAGUCCGGUCGAGCAUCAAUUCAAUGACGAUAAAUCGAGUGGCUCCGGAAACACCUCUCGUGCGUCCUCGGCCAAAUCGAUCAAGAAAUCCAAGGCGCCGAGAUCUCCGGGACUAGUCUCCUCCGUCUAUCCGAAUAGAGAUGCCAUUUAUGAACCUGACAAAAAUGGCUCGCUGGCCGGCGAAACGCCGGCGAGUGUCAGGAGAAAAUUGUCGAGAGCCAGCGUAUAUCCAUCAGGAACGAAUCUGAUCGCGCAGGAUGCGUUCGGUCCUAAACUCACGGCACCCGCUACUCCGGAUGUCAACCCAUCGCUACCGGAUACGCCAGUUUCGAUGGAUUUCGUCGAAACCGCAGGGGAUUCAUUGCCACCGAAAGAUAUGGGAAUCGAUCCCGAGCUACUUUAUUUUCGCGAUGGUCAUCGAAGAAUCGACAUGGUAUUAGUAUACCAAGAAGAAAACGAAGGGGUCAUGACCGAAUUAGAAGCUCGUCGGCGAGAGCAGAGACGAGUAUUUCAACAAAAUCUUUUGAAAGAAGGUUUGCAACUAGAGCUCGAGCCGAAGGAGAGUUCGUUUGAUGGAAAAACGUACUUUUUAAAAUUGCACAUACCUUGGAAAAUCAAGGUGCAAUAUGCCGAAGUAAUGAGUAUAAGACUACCCACAAAGAGAUUCAAAACGAUCCCUAUGAAAACUUGGGAUACAGACGGUGCCAAAGAACUAUCGAAAUUCUGGGCGCGAUGGAUGCGAUGGGCCGAAUGGUUACGUAAAAUACAUACUUGGGAUACAUCGAAAUAUCCGGAGGAACCACAUUUUUAUGAUUACAUAGAUUCCAGCGAUCGCGAAGAAAGGUUUAUCGUAAAGGAGAAGGAUAAUGCUUACACGCCUGCCCAGAGAUCGUUAAUAGUGAUGCAAAUAUUAUUACGAGCGAGAUAUGACGAGAACCAUGAGAAAUCGGGCAUUCGCAGGCUUUUAGCCGACGGAACGUAUCUCGAUUGUUUUCCUUUGCACGAGGGUCCUUAUAAUAAACCCAUGCGCAACGGAGAUAUUCUCGAUAGAUACCUGUUGUACUUAAUAUGGGCGAGACCCUCGCAAUGGUAUAAAAAACAACCAUUAUGGUUAAUAAGACGAUACUUUGGUGAGAAGGUCGCUCUUUAUUUCGCGUGGCUAGGAUUUUAUACGAAAUGCUUAUAUGCACCAGCAGUGGUCGGACUUUUAUGUUUCAUUUACGGUCUUGGAAGCAUGGACAGUGAAGACAAUGUUCCCAGCAAGGAAAUAUGCGAUCCUAAUUUGGCUGGAAAUAUCACUCUAUGUCCUAUUUGUGACAGAGCGUGUACCUAUCAAAAACUUGGCGAUUCCUGUAUAUUCUCAAAAUUGACUUACUUAUUUGACAAUCCCGCGACUGUCUUCUUUGCUAUUUUUAUGUCUUUCUGGGCUACCACGUUUCUCGAAUUGUGGAAACGACGACAAGCUGUACUCGUUUGGGAAUGGGAUCUUAAAAACGCCGAAUACGACGAAGAACCAAGACCUGAAUUCGAGACAUCUGUUAAAACGUUUCGAAUAAAUCCGGUAACGAAAGAAAAAGAACCGUAUUUGCCCGUGUGGUCUAAAGGCAUACGAUGUUUGGCUACUAGCUCGAUAGUAUUUUUUAUGAUAUGCGUAGUCCUCGGGGCGGUUUUAGGAACGAUCGUAUACCGUAUUUCGUUAGUUGCUGUCUUUUACGGUGGAGGUGGUAGUUUUUUAAAAAGGCAUGCAAAAAUAUUCACUUCCAUGACCGCUGCCCUUAUUAACUUGGUGAUAAUAAUGAUACUUACGCGAAUAUAUCAUCGAUUGGCUCGUUGGAUGGUCAAUUUGGAAAAUCCGAGAACGCAAACGGAAUACGAAGCCAGUUAUACAUUUAAAAUCUUCUUAUUUGAGUUCGUCAACUUUUACUCUUCUUUGAUUUACAUCGCUUUUUUCAAGGGGAGAUUUUUCGUCCAUCCUGGCGACACAAAUGCGAGAGCCUCAGAGUUUUAUCGCAUAAAGACAGACGUCUGUGAUCCCGCUGGUUGCCUUUCGGAAGUCUGCAUUCAACUUGCAAUUAUAAUGGUCGGUAAACAAUGUUUUAACAACUUUGUCGAAAUCUUAUCACCGAAAUUGUGGAAUUGGUGGCGCAAGAGAACGCACGUGGCGGCGACGAAGGAUCACGAUAGAAGAUAUCCUUGUUGGGAGAAAGAUUAUCAACUUCAAGAUCCGGGGAGACUAGCUUUAUUCGACGAAUAUUUAGAAAUGAUUCUACAAUAUGGAUUUGUAACAUUAUUCGUGGCAGCGUUUCCGUUAGCACCUCUGUUCGCUUUGUUGAAUAAUAUUGCCGAGAUAAGAUUGGACGCGUACAAAAUGGUCAAGGAGGCUCGAAGACCAUUAGCCGAACGAGUAGAAGAUAUUGGCGCUUGGUUUGGUAUUCUUAGGGGUGUAACUUACGUGGCGGUGGUAUCGAAUGCAUUUGUUAUCGCGUACACGUCCGACUUUAUUCCACGAAGUGUGUACGCGUUUGUUUAUUCGCCCAAUGAAGAUUUGGUCGGUUACAUCGACAGUUCUCUGUCAGAAUUCAAUACUUCCGAUUAUCGCGAAGAUAUGAAAAGUGAAGUAGAGGUUGAACAUCCGGAGGUGUGUCAGUACAGAGGCUAUAGAAACGGCCCGAGACACGCCGAUCCUUAUGGGCUCAGUCCACAGUACUGGCAUGUUUUUGCCGCGCGUUUAGCUUUCGUCGUUGUCUUCGAGCACGUUGUUUUCGCCUGUACCGGUAUUAUGAGCUAUGUAAUACCGGCUAUACCGCAUUCUCUGGCAACUCAGAAACAACGCGAACAAUUGAUUGCUCAGGAAGAAAAGUACGAAAAGGAAAUAAGAGGGAAAGAAGACGAAGAUGAUUUACUUUCGGUUUUGAGGGAAGCUGGAAGUAUUGGAAGAGGAAGUUGGGCCAGGCGAUUCAGUAAAUUGAGCGACGUUUUAGAUAAUCACGCUGAUAUUAGGCAUAGCAAACGCAGCGAUAGUUCAACAGUAUGGGAAGUCCCAUAAAAUCAAACAUUUUUCUGUUCUGUACAUUCCAUAAAACUCGGGAUUAUAAGGGAAUAAUAAGAAAAAGAAAAGCCCAAAUGUUCUCUCUAUUGCGCGUAAACAUUCCCUAUUCUCACUUUCAUUUCCAAAUAAUUUAUAAGUUCAAGUACUAUAAUAAACUUACAUUUAUGCCUUUCAACAUUCUCGUCCAGAAUUAUUAUCAAAUGCACUGUAAAAAAUGCAUAAGGAAAGAAUUACAAAUGCUGUUACACAA
Messenger RNA from Monomorium pharaonis (pharaoh ant), 5076 nucleotides. Its product is annotated as anoctamin-4. Gene Ontology annotation, cellular component: plasma membrane. Gene Ontology annotation, biological process: chloride transmembrane transport. The transcript is spliced from 14 exons. Gene Ontology annotation, molecular function: protein dimerization activity; chloride channel activity. The coding region runs from base 1584 to 4823 and encodes 1079 amino acids. The record is from RefSeq and is a predicted model, not a curated record. Lineage: Eukaryota; Metazoa; Arthropoda; Insecta; Hymenoptera; Formicidae.